Carassius carassius (crucian carp) is the source of this 2317-nucleotide messenger RNA. RefSeq names its product E3 ubiquitin-protein ligase TRIM36-like. Bases 81 to 2285 code for a protein of 734 amino acids. Lineage: Eukaryota; Metazoa; Chordata; Actinopteri; Cypriniformes; Cyprinidae. The transcript is spliced from 10 exons. The record is from RefSeq and is a predicted model, not a curated record. Gene Ontology annotation, molecular function: protein binding; zinc ion binding.
GAGUUGAAUGAGUUCUUCCUCUAGAUCUCUGGGCUAGCGGGUGAUGCAGAUACGAGGAUAAUCAGACCAUCUUCAUCAGGAUGUCUGACUCGGAGAUGUCUGAGUUCGCGAGUAUCGUGGAGCGUCUCGAGAGAGGGGAGGUGCAGAUGAAGAGCAUCGAGCGGGAGCUGAUCUGUCCCGUCUGUAAGGAGCUCUUCUCGCAGCCGCUGGUCCUGCCCUGCCAGCACAGUGUGUGCCACCGCUGCGUCCGAGAGCUGCUCAUGCCCAACCACGACGACUCUCAGAGCACCGACGCGGGGUCCGAGUGCUCCAACCCCGGCAGCCCUCGCUCCAGGGUCCCGUCCCCGAGCAUGGAGAAGCUGGACCGGCUGCUGCGAUCAGGGUCCAUAUCUUCUCCUGGAUGGAGGCGCUCCUCCGUCACUCCCCGGGUCACCACCUUCCCGUGUCCCGGCUGUCAGCAUGACAUUGAUCUCGGGGAGCGAGGGAUCAGCAUGCUCUUCAGGAACUUCACUCUGGAGAGCAUCGUGGAGCGUUACCGUCAGGCGGCCCGAGCAGCCGUGGCCAUCAUGUGCAACGUCUGCAAGCCGCCCGUCCAGGAGGCCACCAAGAGCUGCAUGGACUGCAAGGCCAGCUUCUGCAACGAGUGCUUCAAGAUGAACCAUCCCUGGGGAACACCCAAAGCCCAGCACGAGUACGUGGGACCCACCACCAACUUCAGACCCAAGGUGCUCAUGUGUCCUGAGCACGAGAUGGAGAAGGUGAACAUGUACUGUGAGGUGUGCCGGCGUCCCGUGUGUCAUCUGUGCAAGCUCGGCGGAUCUCACGCUAAUCACAGAGUCACUUCCAUGAGCAGCGCCUACAAGAUCCUGAAGGAGAAGCUAUCGAAGAGUAUCCAUUAUUUAAUUAGCAAAGAAGACCAAGUGAGGACACAGAUUUCUGAGCUGGAGGUGUUGAUCUGUGACACAGAGGAGAACGGGCAGCUCGCCGAAAGACGUACCUGCGAACACUUCGAGCGUCUGCUGGAGACGCUUCAGGAGCGGAGGACGGAGAUGCUGCGCUCCAUCGAUCAGAGCCGGAGUCUGCGGGUGGAGCGUCUGCGGGCGCAGGUGGAGGAGUACCAGGGCAUGCUGGAGAACAGUGGCCUUGUGGGAUACGCUCAGGAGGUGCUGAAGGAGACGGAUCAGUCCUGCUUCGUCCAGACGGCCAAACUGCUGCAUGUCAGGAUUCAGAAAGCCACAGAGUCUCUGAAGACGUUCCAGUCGGCUGCGGCGCCAUCGUUUGAGGAGUUUGUGCUGGACACAUCGAAGGAGGAGCUCUUACUGAAGCAGCUGAGCUUCAGCGGCGUUCCUGAGCCUCCAGUGAUCGAUCUCUCUCGCUGCCGCGUUUAUAACGAGGGUCUGAUCCACUGGCGUCUGUCUGAAGACUCUCUGCCCACCGAUCAUCACAUCGUGGAGUUCAGGAAGCUGGGAUCUGAGGCAGAGCAGGAGUCCAGCUGGAGCGCAUCGGAGCCUGUGUUCGGCUGCAGCACGGUGCUGUGUGACCUCAGUGCAGACUCCAGCUACACCUUCAGAGUCAAGAGCUGCAGGAACAGAGUCUACAGCCCCUACAGCCCCGAGGUGACCCUCCACACGCCUCCAGCGCCGGUGUUUGGCUUCCUGUUUAACGAGAAGUGUGGCUUCAGUGCGGAGCGGCUGCAGCUGAGCAAACGCAGGGACUCUGUGGAGAGCGUGGCGGGGAUGAGUUUGCUCUUAUCUGCGGAGCGCGUGCAGAUCGGGAGCUACAUCUGUCUCGACUACAUCAUCGGAGACACGGGCAUCUCUCACGGACGCCAUUACUGGGCUUUCCGUGUGCAGCCCAACUCAUACAUGAUCAAAGUGGGAGUGGCUUCUGACUCCAAACUAACAGAGUGGUUUCACAACCCUCGAGACACCAGCAGCCCCCGGUACGACCAGGACAGCGGUCACGACAGCGGCAGCGAGGACACGUGUUUCGAGGUCUCACUGCCCUUCACGCUGGUCACUGUGGGCAUGGGCCGGCUCUUCAUCCCCAAAGCGUCCACCGCCGGAGACCACAGCAGCCGAGUCCUGCCCAUGCCACAGAGGAUCGGGGUCUGUCUGGACUAUGACGCGGGUCGCGUGUUCUUCUACGACGCAGACUCCAUGCGCUGCCUGUACGAGCGAGCGGUGGACUGCUCGGGGACCAUGUUCCCUGCGUUCGGGCUCCUGGGCGGCGGAGCGGUUCAUCUGGAGGACUUCAUCACGGCCAAGCGGCUGUCCUACAUGUGAGGAUCCUGUCAGUGUCUGUUAGUUCUGUCUCG